Grammomys surdaster is the source of this 4149-nucleotide messenger RNA. It is a transcript of the gene Ccnb3, whose product is annotated as cyclin B3. NCBI's taxonomy places the organism in Eukaryota, Metazoa, Chordata, Mammalia, Rodentia, Muridae. Gene Ontology annotation, molecular function: cyclin-dependent protein serine/threonine kinase regulator activity. The record is from RefSeq and is a predicted model, not a curated record. Gene Ontology annotation, biological process: regulation of cyclin-dependent protein serine/threonine kinase activity; mitotic cell cycle phase transition. The transcript has 12 exons. Gene Ontology annotation, cellular component: cytoplasm; cyclin-dependent protein kinase holoenzyme complex; centrosome. Bases 1 to 4149 code for a protein of 1382 amino acids.
AUGCCGCCACCACUACUACCCAAAAAAUCCAAACUGGAGACUGAGAACGCUCAGUCUAACAAGAUCACACCAAGAGAGGAGCAGCAAUCUGAAAAGAUUGGAAAGAGUAACCACACAGCAUCUUCGUCUUCAUCUCAAGGCACAGUAAAAAAGAGAUCAGCAUUUGAAGAUGUCACGAAUGCAUCUCAUGGUCAAUGUGUCCAGUCAAAGGAAGACAAUAUAGAGCUUAGAAGCCAUGUUUCCAAAAGGACAAAAAAAGGAGUUGGCGAAAUUACUCAGAAAAAAGUGAAAAGUUCUAAGUUGGGACAUGUUACCUCACUGUCAAACGUGGAGAAAGAGUUUAUUCUGGAUAUACCAAACAAGCCUAAAACACUAACUACUGAGGAACCAUCUGUCUUUCAAAAGACAUUGGUUUUAAAUGAGGAGCCUGCUACUGAAGAGACACUUGUAAUGGAGAAGCCACAAACCUUGCUGGAGAAGACUGAAGAUUGCAAUGAGUUUGAUACAGAGCUGAUGACUUCUAAAAGGAAGGAUAAACCUGAAGAGGCAACCAUCAUUGAGGAGAUGACUGAUUUAAAGAAGCCUGUUAUUGGGAAGAUGACGCUCACCUCAAGCCCAUUGUGUUUAAAUAAUAAACAUGUUGUUCAAGAAGAGAAGCAUGCUAUUUGGGGGAAGAGUUCAUUCAAGAAGGAAUCAUUAGCAUUAAAUGUGGUGGCUACUAAAGAGAAGCCAUCAGUCAAAAAGCCACAUUCCAGGAAAAAGAAACCUACCACUGAGAUGAAGUCUUUGUUACAGGAGCCAUCUUCUCUGCAAGAGAAAUAUAAUACUCAAGGGGAUGCAAGCAUCUCCACCAAGCCACAGGUGUUACAAGAGAAUACAAAUAACAAAGAUGAUACUUUAAUAGACCCAGUUACUUUAAAAAGGAAACAUAGUACCAAUGAAGCAACCCACACAAAGAAGCUGUCCUCUUCUAAAAAUAACUGUGACACUCAGGAAAAAGACACUAAUUUGAGGCCACUAGGAGUUCAGCCAGUCACUGAUGAAAAUGAGCCAUUGUCCUCUAAGAAGUCAACGCCUAAGAUGAACGAUUCCCAUUUCCAUGGGCCGUCUGUACUACUGGACAAGCACAUCCCUCAAAUGGAGGUGUCCACUGUGAAAAAAUCCCUGACUCUGCAAACUCCUACCCCUGAGGAGAAUAUGUUACAUUUUCUACUAGCUACAGAUUUGAAGAAGAUGAAGGAGGCCCCUCACCUGGAGAAGCCCUCAUUUUUAAUGAAGCAGCAGGAGCUCCCUAAAAGGAGACUUUUCUUCAGUAACUCUGCAGUACAAGAAACAGUCACUAGCGAGCCAUUGUCCUUUAAGAAGUCUACCACUGAGAAAGAUCCCCCUUUCCAGGGGUCAUCUCCACUGCAAAAGAAGCAUAACAGUCCUGGGAAAUUAUCCAAGCACAAGAAGCACUAUGUCUCACCAAGACAUCACAUGGAGGAGGACUCAGAUUUUCAAUUAGAUUCAGCUUUUAAGAAACAGAACAUCAGGGAGGAGCCAGCCUCCAUCCAUGAGCCUUUAAAGUUAGAGAUGAAGCAAACUAUUCCUAAAGGGAUGGGGUUUCAUUUGAGAAAUCUACUAGUAUUACCAAUACUAGAAGCAAAGUCACCAACUAAGGAGCCAUUAUCCUUUAGGAAAGAAAAUACACCUUCACCGAUAAGAAAGUGUGCUACUCAUACAAUAACCUCACAACAAGCACAGUCAGAGUGGCAGGAAACAGUAGAUGAAGAUAGAAAUUUGUUUUCUAUAAAGCCUGGAUCACAUAGGAAGGAACCUACACCCGAGUUCCUUCAGAAUCCAUUGCCACCAACAGAAAACUGCUUAAUUCCACAAAAAUUAUCCCUCUCAAUACCAUUGGCCUCACAGAAGACCACCAGUCAAGACAUAACACAUAGUAAAGAAUCAGUGGCUUCAAGUGAUGACAAGAACUUCUUCUCUCAAGACUUAUUUUCUCCUUUCAGUUCUACUGAUGAAGAUACAUUGAAAUUCCAUGAGUCUUUGGACUUGCAAGAGAAAGUUGAUAGAAAAAAUGACUCCCCCCAGAAAAUGUUUGACUCCCAGGACAGUGUUUCUGAAGAAGAGUCCUUUUUAAGAAAGCUCUUUUGUAAGGACAGACACUCCUCCAGUGAAGAAUCAAGCCAAGAGAGGCCUGUUGCUCUGGAACAGGAAUUCAUCUUAAAUAAAGUAUUGAAUGAGAACACCAGUAGUGAUGUUGAUGGGCCUCUUAGUCAUCAGUCACCUCACACUCAGAACCAUUCUGGCACUAUGAAGGAGGCCUUGGAGUCCUCGGAGGCCUUGGAGGCCUUGGAGGCCUUGAAAGCCUUAGAGGCCUCGGAGGCCUCGGAGGCCUUGGAGGCCUUGGAAGAACCUUUAAACAUUCAGGAAGAACUCAGCACUGAGAAUAUUAUUGCCCUCAUAAAGUCAUUGAUCACAGAAGAUGAGUCUAUUAAGGAGGCUUUCAUCAGGAAUUAUACUACUGUCAUGGAAGCUCAGGAUGAGAAAUCCUUGUCCUUGGAAGAGACCAGCAUCAACAAGGCAGCAACUCUGAAGGAGCCCUUAUCUUCACAGGAGAAGCACAGAGAUGAACUGGUGACUGUUCUGAAGGAGCUACUUGUCUUAGUGAAGAAUCCCAGGCUGGAGAGAGUGGCCUUAGCCUUUCAGGAGAAUCCACCCAGUAAUGUAGAGACUCUCUUGAAGGAAGUAUUGGCAUUGAUGGAGAAAUCUACAGCUGAUGAAUCUACUCUAAAGGAGCCCUUAGCCUUACAGGAGAAACCUAGCACUAAAACAGAGGUUACACCAAAGGAACUAUUGAACUUGGAAGAGAAUCCCAGCAUUAAAAGGGCAAGCUUCAAGGACUCUUUGACCUUUGAUCAUAAGUCUGACAUUGAGAAGGGUGAAAUAACCAGCAUGUCAUUAACUACUGAGGAGUUCAACAUAGAUACCCUUUAUGAGACGGUAUUAGCACUGAGUCAGGGUCUCAUUUCUGCAGACCAGUUAUCCCUUACAGAUCUACAGAAUUUUGAAGAGAGUAAAAUUGUUGAUGAAGAAGAAUUUUUCAAAUCAUUCCUUAUCUUUGAAAGUGAGAAUAGCCCUAAUAUGUCUAGCAAUACUUUUGAAUCCAGAACAGACAAUUCCAAUGCUCUCAUGCCAUGUUUAGAGACAUUCAAUCCUGUCAUGAAUUCCAAUCCAUAUGUAUCUAGUUCCAAAAGCUUUCAGUCAACUCUGGGUGGAAAAGAGACUGAGAUAAUCAUACUGGAUGACAGUGACGCACUGGAAAAUACUGAAAAGGAAGACCACGAUCCAUUAUUGAAUUCUAUAUAUGACAAAGACUUCUUCAUUUACUUGAAAGAAAAAGAGGAAGAGUUCAUAAUUGAGAAAUACAUGGAUAGACAGAUGGAACUCACCAGUGAUAUGAGGGCCAUUCUUGUGGACUGGUUGGUGGAGAUACAGACAUCCUUUCAGAUGAGCCAUGAGACCCUGUAUUUGGCAGUGAAGCUAAUAGAUCGCUACCUAAUGAAGGCACAAUGCAAGAAGAAUCAUCUACAGCUCCUUGGUUCUACUGCCUACAUGAUUGCAGCCAAAUUUGAGGAAUCCUAUCCCCCUUCUCUGAAAGAGUUCCUGUACAUUUGUGAAGAUGUUUAUCAGAAGAGUGAUAUGGUGUCCUUGGAAAGAAGCAUCCUGAAAACUCUGAACUUUGACAUCAAUAUUCCCACUGCAUAUAAUUUUCUGCGUAGAUACGCUUCGUGUAUCCGUGCUAGCAUGAAGACACUAACCUUAUCCCGUUUCAUCUGUGAGAUGACCCUGCAGGAAUAUGACUAUAUUGAAGAGAGGCCUUCAAAGCUAGCUGCAGCCUCCUUCAUCUUGGCCCUCUAUAUGAGGAAUCUCAGCAACUGUGUUCCUUCACUGGAAUAUUACACUGGCUACCAGAUAGCUGAACUCCAUAUCUUGGUCAGGAAGCUAAACCAUUUGCUGAACUUCCGAUCCCAUAUGCUCAAGAAUGUGUUUGAGAAGUAUUCUGAAGAGACCUACUUUGAAGUCACCAAAAUCCCUCCUUUGAGAAAGAAAGAUCUAGAGGAUCUUUUGAAUUCUGCAUUAUUCAGCUGA